Aspergillus mulundensis is the source of this 2571-nucleotide messenger RNA. RefSeq lists its product as uncharacterized. The record is from RefSeq and is a predicted model, not a curated record. The transcript has 7 exons. Gene Ontology annotation, cellular component: cytoplasm; plasma membrane; endocytic vesicle. The coding region runs from base 1 to 2571 and encodes 856 amino acids. Gene Ontology annotation, biological process: septin cytoskeleton organization. NCBI's taxonomy places the organism in Eukaryota, Fungi, Ascomycota, Eurotiomycetes, Eurotiales, Aspergillaceae.
AUGGAUCUCUCCCGCCAGGAGUAUCCAGCCUUGCUGGCAUCUUUACAACCAAACCAAGCCGCGUCUGUAUUAGCCGAUCGAAUCCGUGUCAUCAACAAGAUCAAUGCGGACAUCGCGGAUUGGCUGCAAGAACGUCGCCGCAUCGAAGAAGCCUAUGCGCAGGGGCUACGAAAACUCUCCCAUCGGCCCCAAUUGGACAAUGCAGCUGCCUUAGGAAUCUUCCAAAUACCAUGGCAGCGCAUUGUCAGCUCGGUCGAAUCGGUUGCUGCCUCGCAUGAGACGUUUGCGCAGAAAAUCGAUGAAGACGUUGAGCGGCCAUUGAGGGAAUUCAAUACCAAGAAUAAGGAGCUUGCUUCGAUGCCCGGAGUUCAAAAUGACCUUACAGCUCUAGCUAAGAACGUGGAAAACUCGCAGAAGAAGGUAGAAAAGGCCAAAGAGAAGGGCCCGAAGGGCGCGGACAAAUUAGCGACUGCUGUGAGUGCUGCGCACGAGGUGAGCCAGCAGUGGGAGUCGAGAGCGCCGUUUGUCUUCGAACAGCUUCAGGCGGCGGAUGAAAGCCGACUCAACCACCUGCGAGAUGUUCUGACCCAACUGGAAACCCACGAGUCCGAUCAGAUUGAGCGCUGUCGGCAGGCGGCGGAAAGCUGCUUGAAUGUCCUUCUGAAUGUGGAAACUGCAGAUGAGAUCAAGACUUUCGCUGCGAAGAUUAACGGAGGACGACCAGUUGCGCCACUGCGACAGCAAACAUUUUCACCUACGCCGGUAGCAUCACCUCCGACGUCUUCAGGACCGGAACCGCCCCUUCCACCUCCGCCGCGUGUUCAGGAUGAUGCUGCUAGCCAUCGAUCUACGAGUUCCGGGCGAGCGAAACCACCACCACCUCCAGUCCCGGAGCCUCGGCAUGGAACGCCAUUUGGUGGUCUCAGACGGCUAGGUACGGUCAUGAACAGAAGAAAGAGUAUUGCUCUGCCUUCUGGCCCGUCGUCGGACAAGAAGUACCGUAGCCCGUUCUCCUCCUUCAAGCGGGGAGACGCGCACAACAUGCAGAUCCCAGAAGACGCUCCUGAGCGCCCGGACACCGCCGUGACCUCACAAGGCAGCUACAGCGAAGCCACUCGCCUUCCAAGCGAAUCUAAUGAUCGAGAAGACAGAGGCCACUUCUCGCCUAGCCCCCCGCCACACCCGGCGAUUCCUGACACGAACGGGUUCAUAUCACAAGGAAACGCGGCCCCAAUAGGCCUCACGGGUGUCACAACUGAGCCUCGAGUGGAUGCGGAGGGUUACUCUGAACGACCGCAGACUAUUGACGAGAUUACUUUGGCGCAGCGCGAGGCAGCCGGACAUGAGGAAUCAGGGCUGAACUUGACGAUUAGAGAUCAGCCGAUUCCUGAAGACGAAAAUCAAGCUCAACAAGCGAUGAAUGACAUGGCUAGCCAGUUACGACUUCAAGCGCAGCAAAGCGGAAUAAGGCGAAAUGCGAGCACGAUACGUGGACGACGCGACGUCCGUAACACCGUCUUUGUCCCUACCACACCGCCACCGGUACACGCUGUUCCGAAUCUAGCCACAGCUCACGACGUCUCUGAGCCCACAUCUCCAACUUCGCCAGGAAGACAUGUAGCUUCGCUCAGCAAUGCUACAGAUGACCAUGCGCUGUCCGACACAACUUCAGUACGCUCAUCGCACACUUUGCACAGCAUCUCAGGCCCUGUUGCGCACUCCGAACUACAUGAGCCUGGGUUGAAUGCGUCCAUUAUUGAGACAGUCAAUGCCUGGUUCUCCGAGGGCGUGGUGACCAAAUCGUUCGUUGUCGGCGAGCUUGCCCUGGCGUUCAAUGCCGCUCAAGAUACCCCGUCGGACAAAAUCCGAGUCCGUCUGAAUAACUUCCCGGUCCUCGAGAAGGUAGCCGCAAACCCGAAUUUUAUCCGUGAAGUGCAGGAUCAGUCGGACGACAAAAGGGGCGAGUACGAUGUUUCACUUCCCAGUAUCACACGUCCUGCUCCCACUGUCGGUUUCAAGUACCAGGUCCAUAUCAAACCUGAAGACACAUCGGCCUUUUGUCCAGUCAUCUUCAAACCAGUGUGGAACCUCGAGGAAUUCCAGGCCAGCGUGAUCAUCUUCUACUCGCUAAACCCGUCCUUCGCAUCCUCCAUGUCUAAGGACUCAAUCACACUGACGAACCUGGUGCUCACUGUCAACCUGGACACGUCUCCCCAGGAAGAUCGAGAAGUCGCCCACGCCACCAACGCCGUUAUGUACCCCAACACCGGUGCCGUCUUCCGCCGCAAGCAGUCAGCGGUGAUCUGGAAGAUACCUGAGUUCGAAGUGAGCAGUGGAUCGGACGGGAAACUCCUCGUUCGCUUCUCAACGGCAAACAGCUGGCCGCAGAAGGGCAAGGUCGAGGCGAAGUUCGAGGUCCGCACGCCUGAUGCUGGAUCGCGCCUUGGGAUUAGUGCUGCUUCAAGACCGGCAGGGUCGGAUCCUUUCGCGGAUGAGGAUAAUGCUCAACCCCAAUGGAAUGAUGUCCCGACGACGCGGAAGCUCGCUGUUGGGAAGUACGUUUCUUCCUAG